Molecule: messenger RNA, 1749 nt
Organism: Aspergillus oryzae RIB40
Lineage: Eukaryota; Fungi; Ascomycota; Eurotiomycetes; Eurotiales; Aspergillaceae
Product: D-arabinono-1,4-lactone oxidase
Exons: 1
Coding region: 1-1749 (582 amino acids)
Cellular component (GO): mitochondrion; membrane
Molecular function (GO): D-arabinono-1,4-lactone oxidase activity; FAD binding
Source: RefSeq, a predicted model, not a curated record
AUGGAGACACUAGACUCCUCGAUUCAUCGCGAGCUCUCCCGGCUUGAUCCCGCAGUGCCCUUCCGCGCAUCAACCGAACAUAUCCAUCAUACAUGGGCUAGGACGUUCUUCUCGCGGCCGGAGUUGUAUAUACAACCGCAGUCGAUUGAAGAGAUUCAGAAACUAGUGACUCUAGCUCGUCGGUGUCGUCGUCGCUUGGUUACCGUUGGUAGUGGACAUUCACCUUCCGACUUGACGUGUACUUCAUCGUGGCUAGUUAACCUAGAUAAAUUUAACCGCGUGCUGGAUAUCUCACCUGAGGCUGGUGAUGUGACUGUCGAGGCGGGCAUUCGGCUAAAAGACUUGGGGAAACAUCUGGAAAAUCAUGGAUUGGCUCUGUCCAAUCUGGGGAGUAUUGAUGAGCAGUCUAUCGCGGGUUUGAUCUCGACAGGUACACAUGGAAGUUCUCUGAGGCAUGGAUUGAUUUCUGAAUGCAUUACAUCGCUUAAGUUGGUACUGGCCAACGGGCAAUUGGUGCGCUGCAGCGCAACCAAUAACCCAUCGCUUUUUCGGGCUGCUCUUAUUUCUCUUGGGGCGCUGGGUAUUAUCGUCGAGGUUACUUUCAAGGCGGAGGCAUCCUUCAAGGUCGCGUGGCGACAGACUCGACGUGCACUAUCAAGUGUCCUAGCUGAGUGGUCAACCGGCCUGUGGACCUCUCACGAGUUUGUUCGCGUCUGGUGGAUGCCAUAUGAGAAGUCUGCUAUUGUCUGGCAGGCGGACAAAACGGAUCUACCCCUUCGCGCGCCACCGGCGACGUUCUAUGGAGAGACGAUCGGAUAUCACAUUUAUCAUAACUUAUUGGCGCUUGCUAAUUAUUUCCCUCGUAUUCUCCCAUGGGUUGAAUGGUUCGUCUUUGGUCUGCAAUAUGGGUUUAGAUCGGAGGCGAAGGUUACAGAAGCUGUCGAACCCGCUCGCGCUGGACUCUUGUUGAACUGUCUUUACUCGCAAUUCGUCAAUGAGUGGGCGCUACCCCUGGAGAAAGGCCCAGAGGCUAUCAUACGCUUGUCGGCUUGGUUAAAUGGAGACACCGAGACGGCGCGUAUUCCAUUCCCUGUUGAAGGAUUGUGGGUGCAUUGCCCCAUUGAAGUCAGGGUUACGGAUUCAACACAUAACAAGAAUCCUCGGCCUUUCCUUGACCCUAGUCAUCACGACGGCCCAACAUUAUAUCUCAAUGCAACUCUAUAUCGACCCUAUCUCCGGGACCCCCCCUGUAAGGACAGGUACUAUGAGGCGUUUGAGUGGCUAAUGCGUGAAAUGGGCGCGAAACCACACUGGGCCAAGAACUUCAAAGUCACAGGACGCCACGAGCUGCAGGGGCUAUAUGGGAAGAACAUGGAUGAAUGGUUAAAAGUGCGUCAAGAGGUUGACCCCGAUGGCAUGUUCCUCGGCGAAUGGCAUCGUCGUAACCUCGCCUUACCAGGUGGCGAGAAUGAUGAAACAAUGUCCACCGAGACGAGGAUUCUCCCGCUCCUAGAACGCGAAAAGUCCCGUCGGAUGGCAAACUUUCGUGGGGCUGGCGACGGCAUGGAGUGGAUCGGAGAUAAGCAGCAGCGGGGUGAUUCAGGGAACCGUGUAAAUCUCUUGUUGACGCAAGAGAAAAAGUAUGAUGGUUCGUCAGAGGGGAUGAGCCCAACGACAGCAACCAGCGAAGAGAGUUUCGAUCUUCUAGCGGCUGGCGAAGCCAGCACUCUCCUCCCAGAUCAUGAGUGA